AUGUCGACCACCUCAAAGGUCGUGCCCUCUCCCGAGGGUUUCAAAGCCUCAGACGACAGCAACCCAAACUUCCGCUCCGUGUCAUCCUUGAGCAAUGGAGUGAUGCGAACCAUCGAGCCUGUUGGCCCUGCCUUCAUGGCCUUUGCACGCCGCAAGCGCCUAGGUCGUACCUUCUCUGAAGACGAACGCAUUCAGCAACAAUCCAAGGCCAAGAAGGUCGAGGAGGACGACGAUGGCGAGAUCAGCGAGCCUGAAGAUCCUCUGAUGCUCGCUCGCGACCCCAAGGACUGGCGAGGUCAGGACCACUAUGCUGUCCUCGGUUUAUCGAAGUACAGAUGGCGGGCCACAGACGACCAGAUCAAACGAGCCCACCGAAAGAAGGUGCUCAAGCACCAUCCUGACAAGAAAGCGGCUGCUGGCGAGGAUGAUGCCGAUGGCUUCUUCAAGUGUAUCCAGAAAGCCCACGAGACCCUCACCGACCCGGCCCGACGCAGGCAAUUUGACAGUGUAGAUGAGGCUGCGGACGUGCUGCCUCCCAGCAAGAAAGACAUUCAAAAACCAGGUGCAUUCUACAAGAAAUGGCGUCCUGUGUUCGAGAGUGAGGGCAGGUUCAGCAACAAGCAGCCAGUUCCCAAACUCGGCGACGACAACAGCACGAAAGAGGAUGUCGAACGAUUCUACGACUUCUUCUACAACUUUGACAGCUGGAGAAGCUUCGAGUACCUCGAUGAGGACGUUCCAGACGACAACGCCGACCGUGACCACAAGCGACACAUCGAGCGAAAGAACAAUAACGCGCGCCGAAAGAGAAAGACCGAAGAUACCGCGCGCCUCAGGAAACUAGUCGACGAUGCACUAGGCUACGACGAGCGAAUCGCUCGAUUCAGGAAGCAGGAAAAGGCCAACAAGAACAAGAAGCGGGAUGCUCAGGAAGCAGCAGCCAAAGCCGAAGCUGAAGCCAAGGCCAAAGCCAAGGAAGAGGAAGAAAAGCGAAAGGCCGAGGAAGAUGCUAAAGCCAAAGUUGACAAGGAGCAAGGCAAGAAAGCAAAGGAAGCCGCUAAGAACGCUGCAAAGAAGAACAAGCGUGCCGUUCGUAGCAGCGUCAAGGACGUCAACUACUUUACUGCUGGUGAACCUUCUCCAUCGGACAUUGAUAAUUGCUUGAACGAUGUUGACAAGGUCAUUGCUAGCAUUGACGUCGAUGAACUUGCUGCGCUGGUGUCUCAGCUCGAAGUCGCCGGUAAGGAUGGUGGUGCGGUAAAGAAGGUCUUUUCUGACAAGACGAGUGAGAUGGUGGGGGCUGGGAAGCUCAAGGAUUCUGAGCUGAAAUACUUCAAGCUAUCGUGA
Molecule: messenger RNA, 1347 nt
Organism: Lithohypha guttulata
Lineage: Eukaryota; Fungi; Ascomycota; Eurotiomycetes; Chaetothyriales; Trichomeriaceae
Gene: zuo1
Product: Zuotin
Exons: 2
Coding region: 1-1347 (448 amino acids)
Biological process (GO): 'de novo' cotranslational protein folding; regulation of translational fidelity
Cellular component (GO): cytosol
Molecular function (GO): ribosome binding; Hsp70 protein binding
Source: RefSeq, a predicted model, not a curated record